This is a messenger RNA of Hevea brasiliensis (rubber tree), 1933 nucleotides long. Its product is annotated as protein PIN-LIKES 2. NCBI's taxonomy places the organism in Eukaryota, Viridiplantae, Streptophyta, Magnoliopsida, Malpighiales, Euphorbiaceae. Gene Ontology annotation, biological process: endoplasmic reticulum to cytosol auxin transport. The record is from RefSeq and is a predicted model, not a curated record. Gene Ontology annotation, cellular component: membrane.
UUGUUUAUAUGGUAACCUAAAAUAAAAAAGCGAGAUGGUGCCAAACUUUGAAUGAGCAGUCUUGGCACUGUUCUGGGAGCCCCACUCGGCUGUAUUUUGAAGGAGUAACGUCUAAUUUAUCUUUCAAAUAAUAUGUUUGGAUUUGAAGUUUUGGAUAGGAUCAAAAGAGACAACCAAUCUAAUCAUAUUCUUUCGGAGUAGAAGAAGUUGUUAAUGAGGGUCUCGUGAAUCUUUUCUCGCCAACUACUGUAAGACUUAAACCUUUUGCGUAAUUUGUUGAAUUCUCCUCAUCUCUCUCCCCCUUUCUUGAGUCUUCUCAGUUGGAUUCUCGGAUCUGAAGAAAUAUUUUUCUUGAUCUUCAAAUAUUUGAAGGGCAGAUGUCUGGUUACAUAACUGCUUUCUAUGAAAACAAUAUGAGGUCUAGUGGUGAAAAUUUGGUUACUGCUAUAGUGCCUUUGAUGAAACUUCUCUGCCUUAUAAUUAUAGGAUUGAUUCUUGCACACCCAAAAACCCAAAUCAUCCCCAGAGCAACAUUUAAGCUCCUAAGCAAGCUAGUUUUUGCCCUGUUCUUGCCCUGCCUAAUCUUUACUGAGCUUGGUGAAAGCAUUACACUUGAAAACUUUGCUCGUUGGUGGUUUAUUCCUGUUAAUGUACUGGUUAGUACAAUCAUUGGUUUCUUUCUUGGGCUGUUAGUUGUGGCAAUAUGUCACCCACCGCCGCAGUAUAACAGAUUCACCAUUAUCAUGACUGCCUUUGGAAACACUGGAAAUCUUCCUCUAGCGAUUGUUGGAUCCGUGUGUCAUACGAAAGAUAGCCCAUUUGGAGCUCAUUGCCACUCAAGUGGAGUAGCUUAUGUUUCUUUUGCCCAAUGGGUUGCUGUAAUUCUGGUUUACACACUUGUUUAUCAUAUGAUGGAGCCACCAUUACAGUAUUAUGAGAUUGUUGAGGAAGAGUUUGAGAUUGAGGAACAACGACCAACCCCUGAUGUCAGUAGACCUCUCCUCAUAGAAGCUGAAUGGCCAGGCAUUGAGGAUAAAGAAACUGAACAUUCCAAGACUCCUUUCAUUGCUAGGAUUUUUAAUAGCAUCUCAAGCCUUUCACAGAUCAAUUUUCCUGACAUUGAGCUCGCUGGAGAAAGUACAGCAAACAGUCCUAGGUCCAUUAGGUGUUUGGCUGAGCCAAGAGUUGUGAGGAGAAUACGAAUUGUGGCGGAGCAAACUCCAAUACGUCACAUACUUCAGCCUCCAACAAUUGCUUCUUUAUUUGCUAUCAUUAUUGGGAUGGUGCCUCAGCUAAAAGCUUUUGUCUUUGGAUAUGAUGCUCCAUUGUCUUUUAUCACAGACAGUUUCGAGAUUUUAGCUGGUGCUAUGGUGCCUUCUGUGAUGCUUACUGGAGGUAUGCUAGCUGAGGGGCCAAAUGAGUCUACACUCGGUCUUCCAACCACAAUUGGUAUAUCUGUAGCUAGGCUUUUGGUGCUCCCUCUGCUGGGAAUUGGCAUUGUAGCAUUGGCUGAUAAGCUGAAUUUUCUUGUAAAAGGGGAUGCAAUGUACAGAUUCGUGCUUUUGUUACAGUACACAACGCCAAGUGCCAUUUUAUUAGGAGCAAUUGCCAGCCUGAGGGGUUAUGCAGUGAAGGAGGCUUCUGCACUUCUCUUCUGGCAGCAUGUCUUUGCUCUUCUCCUUUCCUUGUAUAUUGUGAUCUACUUCAAAUUGCUUUCUUACAUUUGAAGUACUCUUACUGUCUAAAAGUGUUUGUGGAGCAGUUGGUUGGCAUCCGUCAGGUUUUCAGUCCCCUGUCCAUUGGAUUUUAUACCUUUAAAUACUAUGGAUUUAUUUAUUUGCUCUGUCCAUUGGAUAGUGGUGACGAUAAUGAAUGGUGCUUUCUUCAUGCAAGUUGAUUUGUGGAAUGACUAAAUGUGGUGCUUGUCCUGUGA